Molecule: messenger RNA, 1110 nt
Organism: Sphaerodactylus townsendi
Lineage: Eukaryota; Metazoa; Chordata; Lepidosauria; Squamata; Sphaerodactylidae
Product: leucine-rich repeat-containing protein 9-like
Exons: 9
Coding region: 1-1110 (369 amino acids)
Source: RefSeq, a predicted model, not a curated record
AUGCGUCCUCCGCCCCCGCCACGAUACGCCCCCGCCAGGCCCUCGCAGGGGCGUGCGCCUGACAGGUGGCAGUGGGGGCAGGAAAUUACCAACUUGGCAAGGCUGGAUAACUUAAAAGAUCUGUGCCUGAACGACCCCCAGUAUGAGCCCAGCCCGGUUUGUCACCUGUGCAAUUACGCGACGCACGUCCUGUAUCACAUCCCUCAGCUCCAGAGGCUCGACACUUACGAUGUUUCUUCAAAACAGAUCAAGGAGUUAGCCGAGGCCCUCUUGAACUCGCCAAGGUCCCGCAGAGACCAGGACAGCUGGCCUGAUGGGCCCCCUUUCCCUCUCCCCCUCCCGUCCUUUCCCCUCAAGUCCACCGUGAUGGAAAAGGUGAUGUGCACUACAACAUGCUUGGCGUCCAAGAGCGCUCAGAGACAGCUGGAGGAGGGGCUCGAAAAGCUCAGAGAAAGGAAAUUCAAGCUGCAGAAGCUGCCUGAAGAGCGGAUCAAGCUUUUCCACUGCCACAUCAAACAUCUGGAACGUGAUUUGGCGGACCUGCAGGCCUCUGGAAAGCAGCAGACAAGCAUGUCCAAGAGCUUUGACGGGGAAAAGUCAAACUGCGCCGGGGAAAACUCCGACAAUGCCGCCGAGGAAAUCAAUUUGGAGCGGCAGUUCCUACACAAAUUGGACUGCGUCAGAACAAGAAUAGCCUUCUGGAACAAAAAGCUGGAGGAGUUCAACUCCUGUUACGACUUGAUCCUCUCCCGGUUUUGCACCUGGGACUUCAAACCGUAUGGCAUUACGGCCGUGAAAGUCAACCGCGUCAUCAGGGUACAUAACCGGAUAUUGAGGCAGAAAUUCGAGGAGAAGUUCCAGAGCUUCUUAGAGGAAGAAGAGUUGAACGAUUCCACAAAUAAUAGGAAGAAGCUCGAAUAUCUCUUCUAUGUAUUGAACCCGGAAGCGCCACUUAAAAAGAAAGAGUUGAUCCAAAUCCUGGAGGAAGGUUUUCAGGAAACCCAGAAGGAGUUUCCCAACCUGCGUCUGGCAGCUAUACCCACUCAUCACCCAUCUAUGACCAGUGAGGACCUGGCACCCAAAACUGAUCGAAGGCACUGUGGAGGGUGA